AUGGGAAUCGAGGCGAAUAAAGAAAAUGAAUGCCAAGGAAAGGCGAUCGAAGGGUCGAACGAGGGAAACACCAACGAUGAAACGUGCGUCAAGAAUGGUAGCAAUGAGAACAGCAACGGGAACGGUCAAGGGGGGGAAAACAGUGAAAGUGGCAAAAACGGUGAAAGUGGCAAAAACGGUGAAGGUGGCGAAAACGAAAAGGGCAACGAAAACGAAAGCAAGGCCGAAAAUGAGGAGAACAAAAGCAGCAACCGCUGGGCGGACAUGUGCGAGGACUACGAUGCUCCCUUAGUUGACACAUACAACGACGACAACGAUAUGAAGCACAAAAGGACGGAUACCAAUUUUAACGACAUGAAUAUGAAUAGUAGCAUGAAGCAAAAUUAUUUCAUGUCAAACAAAAAUGAAAUGAACAACUUCUCAACAGGCUACGAAGUGUAUAUCCGAAACCUGCACCUGGAGAUAACGAAGGAAGAAGUGUACAAGUUAUUCGAGGGUUACCGCAUCAGGAGGGUGAACAUUUUAAAUAAAAAGGGAAAAACAGCAGCAGCGUAUGUAGAGUUUGACAGUGCGGAGGACAUGAACCGGUCGCUGGAGUUAAAUGGAAGGAUGAUUUACUCGGGAAAUAACACUUUCGAGCAGGGAGCAAUAUCGGUCAUAAUAAAUAAGGAUAAAAUGAAAAAUUUCAACACCAAUCAGAAGCAAAAUAAAUUUAAAAAAGUUAUCGGAAGGAACAACAACAGCUUUGCCAACUUGCGACAGGGAAAUAACAAUAUGAGUAACUUAAUGAGCAAUUACAACGCGGGAGGGAAUAGCAACCUAGGUAGUGGCAACCUCAGUAGCGGCAAUAGCCCCUUCGGAAUGAAUAAUAAUAUGUACUACAAUGACAGCAACAAGAGUCUGAACAUGGACAUGAAGGGGAACCCGAUGAAUACGACACCUUUUAAUAACUACACACACAUGAAGUUAAAUUAUAUGAGCAAUAGUAAUAGCGCUGCUGGAAGUGGCAUGCACAUGAACCAAGGAAGCAACAAUAAUAAUGCCAACAUGCUAAAUGACAAAAUGAAUACUAGUGGUCCGUUUGCCUUUAAAAGUAUGAACUACCCCAACAGCGGCAACAACAAUCAGGGGGGAAAAAAUAUGAACAUGAACAGUGAAGGCAAUGCCAAUACGUCCACCGUACCAGAACAGAGGAAAAAGCUCGUCCUGAAGAAACGCUCCGUACCCCUGGAUCAGAAGACGUAUGUUAUCAACCCAAAUAUCUUUGGAGAGGCCAAACCGGUUGAUACCAAUCCGGACAAAAUUCUAGGCGAUAACAUUACCAAGGAGAAAGAAUCAAAUGCUACUACGAAUAAUGUUGGGGAAGAGAGGGAUAAGAAACUGGAAGGACAGGACGAUGACGACGCGCAGCAGAAGAGAGCCAUCGGAAUGAACAAUGAAAAUGAUGGGAACAGUAUGAACGAUCCGAACAGUAGCAGCGCCGGAAAUAAGAACGUCUUUAACUACAAAAAGAAUAUGAACGGAGGCAGAAAUUUUAACUUUAAUAGCAACUUACAGAGCAGCAACAAUAACAAUAACAAUAGCGGUAGCAAUAACAUUAACAGUAGCAAUAACAAUAGCGGUGGCACUUCGGGGGGCAAGCUCUCCAACACGAAGAAGAUUUUCAUGAUGAAUAAGAAUAACCCCUGUAACAACCCCAACAGUGGCAUGAAGAAAAAUUUAAACAGCUUUGAUAAUAACCAGAGCGGGGGAAAGGCCAUAGGAAAUAGCGACCUGAACAGGCCGCACAGCCCCAAUGCGAACAACCUCGGCCAGGAUUCCAACAACUCCACAGGGAACAUAAAAAGGAUAAAUAAGAGCAACAAAAAUUACAAAAAUGCCGACAUGAAUAAUACCGUAAACUCCAGCCCAUUCAGCACCAAUGUGAAGAGCAUCAACGCGGAUGACAACAAGAAGGGAUUGAACCUGAGAGGAAUGCAUGAUCAUCAUAACGCCCUCGAAAAUAGAAUGUUCGGAGCGACAAACGCAGAUGAGCAUGGGGCAGGAAAUAAUCCCUUUGGGGGAGGUAAUAAUCAGUCUGGGCACGACUCGGAGGACAUGUUUGCCAACAUCCGAAGCGGGAACUUAAAAAUGGAGAAGAAAAGCAACGACUCGCCAUUUUCCAGCACGAAGAAGGAACUAAACAUCAUCAAGAAAGACGACAAGGCGAAUAUCAAAAAUAUCAUUAUGAAGAAUCUGAAGCGGGAGGAUGGAGGAAAUACCAACCAUUUCGGGAACAACAGUGGCGAUGUCGGAGGAGGAGGCCACAAACACAACAGCGGAAACAGCUCCCUUUUUCGUAACAACGAUUCACUGGGACUCAACUUCAGGACAAACAAACCUGGCGGAUCCACUGGUGCGUCCAAAAUGAACUCGGACAAUGAUGGAGGCAAGGACAGCAUGAUGAACUAUAAAAAGAUUAAUGAUUCCAAUUUUAAGAAAGGUGAGGAGCCAUUUGAGAAUCUAAAUCGAGGCCCCAACAGAAAUAUCAACAGGAAUAACAGCUCCUAUGGAAAUGUCACUUCAUCCCAACGAGCGAACACAGGGGCUACUUCCACUAACAGCCGAGCUAGGGGAACCACCACCGGAGGAACCGAUAGCUACAACACAGCAGGGGAAGACAACUCCUACAGUUACAACAUUGAAAAUUUGUACGACAGCUCGUUGAAGUAUGUGAAAAAUGCCAAUAACUCAAAUAAGGCAAAAAAGAUCACCGCUGUGAAAACGGUGAAGGUUAUCGCGACGGAGAAGAAAAACGAUGAUGACGAUGACUCAGAGGAGAUGAAAGAUAAGAGUGGAAAGGACGACCCAAACAAUGACGGAGCGGGGGAUGACCACAACGCAGGCACCGGUACCGGCGGCAACAACAACAACAGCGGGAGCGGUGGCCAUGGAAAGGGAUUUGAUAAAAGCGGAAUGGAAGAUAAAUACAAUGACGAUAAGAAACUAGGGAACAACAAUUACGACGACUCCGGCAGAAGCAAUGAUAGCUACACAUACGAAUCGGAUAGCUCCGAAAAUUGCAAAGAUAUCACCACGACCAAUUUGAAGUCUACUCUUCUACACACCAAGACGAAAAAGAGAGUUAAGAAGAAACCGGUCGAAGAAGGCGAAAAGAAGAGCGGAAAUAACCCUAAUGACGAGAAUGCACAGAAUGGCCAAGGGGGAACAACAGGAAACAGCAAGGGACAGAAAAUCGAUAUUUUGAUCAAGCCCAAUUUGAAGAAGGGGGAAAAUAUUUGGGAAGCGAGAACCCACUUGCUGGUGGAGCAGAAGGAGAACAGCCUCAAAAAUGACAAACCGUCGCACGACGGCUCCAGGAGAAGUCGCUCCCCCUCGAACAGGGUCAGUCGCAGCAGCAAUCGCAGCAGCAGUCGCCGCAGGGAUGGAAGCGGCAGGAGGAGGGAAGAUAGCAGGAGGGAUGACAUGAGGAGGGACAGAUACGGACGCAGAUAUGAAAGGCGAGACGACCGCCGAGACGACCGACGGGACGACCGUCGAGAUGAUCGUCGAGAUGAUCGUCGAGAUGACCGCCGAAAAGAAGACCGGAAGGAAGACCGAGAAGUCCACCGAGACGAUCAUCGAAAGGAAGACCGGAAGGAAGACCAAAAAGACAGCAUCAGCGGUAGCGAAGAAAAACGGGAAGAUGAUAAAAAGGAGGAAGAAAAGGAGGAAGACUCCAAUGACAACAAAGAUCAAAGCCGGAAAUAUGACAAGUAUAGCAGUCGAGGCAACCACUAUGAGAGAAAGCGAGACGGCAAGUACGGCGCGCCCGAUAAAAAAGGGUACGACACUAAGAGCUACGCAUCGGACGACAAGAGGAGGCACGGCGACUCGUACGAUAGAAGCAGCUAUAAGGAUGGUUAUGAUAGAAGCAGCUACAAGGACAGUUACGACAGGGGAAGCUACAAGGAUGGGUACGAGAAGGGAAACUACAAGGAUAGGUACGAAAAGGGAAACUACAAAGAUGGAUACGAUAGAAGCAGCUACAAGGAUGGUUACGACAGAGGCAGCUACAAGGACGGCUACGACAGGGGAAGCUACAAGGAUGGCUACGACAGGGGAAGCUACAAGGAUGGUUACGACAGGGGAAGCUACCGAAAUUCUCAUGACCGCAUAAGCUACAAAGAUAACUACGACCGAAACAGCAACUACGUCGAAUACGACAAAAUCGACAACAAGUGUUAUUCAAAUAGCUACAACUCCAUGAGACAUAAAAACUACAAACCUCAUCACCCUUCCCAUGGCAAAAUGAAUAACUAUAAUUACCAGAACAACUAUAAGUCAGGUCAUUAUUAUAAGUAUCCAUCGAAGGGAGGACCAGCGACCUACUACAGCAAUAGCAAGAAUGUUAGCAAGGCUAGUGAGAAAGAGAAAACCGAGACCAAGCCAGAUAUACAGGCCAUCCCAAAGAAGGCCAUCGUCACCACGGUUAAAUCGAAUAACGUUUCGAUUAAGAAGAACCGUUACGAGUGCUUGGAUGAUGGUGACGAGAGCGACAAGUGA
Plasmodium inui San Antonio 1 is the source of this 4545-nucleotide messenger RNA. RefSeq lists its product as hypothetical. The record is from RefSeq and is a predicted model, not a curated record. The coding region runs from base 1 to 4545 and encodes 1514 amino acids. NCBI's taxonomy places the organism in Eukaryota, Apicomplexa, Aconoidasida, Haemosporida, Plasmodiidae. The transcript is spliced from 3 exons. Gene Ontology annotation, molecular function: RNA binding.